AUGGCACGCAAAUUCUUCGUAGGUGGAAACUUCAAGAGCAACGGCACAGUCGCCUCAAUCAAAUCCAUUAUUGAGCACCUCAACAAUGCCACUCUCAACCCUAACGUUGAGGUCGUGAUCGCCCCGCCCGCCCUCUACCUCCUCCUCGCCAGGGAGAUCACCCGCAAAGAUAUUGCCAUCGCCGCCCAGAACGUCUACGACAAGGGCAACGGCGCCUACACCGGCGAGAUCAGCGCCGAGCAGCUCAAGGAUGCCGGCAUAAACUGGGUCCUCAUCGGCCACUCUGAGCGCCGCGCGCUCCUGGGCGAGAGCGACAAGUUUAUCGCCUCAAAGACCAAGGCCGCACUCGCGCAGGGCCUGAGCGUCAUUCUGUGCAUUGGCGAGAGCUUGGAGCAACGUGAGGCCGGCGUCACCAUCGAUGUCGUGACCUCGCAGCUUGCGGCCGUCGCGGAGGAGGUCAGCGACUGGAGCAAGAUUGUGAUCGCAUACGAGCCCGUGUGGGCCAUUGGCACCGGGAAGGUUGCGACGACUGCGCAGGCCCAGGAGGUCCACGCGGCCAUCCGGGCUUGGCUCAAGGAGAACGUGUCGGAGAAGGCGGCGGAGGAGACGAGGAUCUUGUAUGGCGGGAGCGUCACCGACAAGAACGCCAAGGAGCUGGCGCAGCAGCCGGAUGUCGAUGGGUUCUUGGUUGGUGGAGCCAGCUUGAAGCCGGCCUUUGUGGAUAUCAUCAACUCUGCGUAG
Molecule: messenger RNA, 741 nt
Organism: Morchella sextelata
Lineage: Eukaryota; Fungi; Ascomycota; Pezizomycetes; Pezizales; Morchellaceae
Exons: 5
Coding region: 1-741 (246 amino acids)
Biological process (GO): glycerol catabolic process; gluconeogenesis; glycolytic process
Cellular component (GO): cytosol
Molecular function (GO): triose-phosphate isomerase activity
Source: RefSeq, a predicted model, not a curated record